Molecule: messenger RNA, 3308 nt
Organism: Cottoperca gobio
Lineage: Eukaryota; Metazoa; Chordata; Actinopteri; Perciformes; Bovichtidae
Product: cbp/p300-interacting transactivator 3-like
Exons: 2
Coding region: 187-993 (268 amino acids)
Biological process (GO): regulation of DNA-templated transcription
Cellular component (GO): nucleus
Molecular function (GO): transcription coactivator activity
Source: RefSeq, a predicted model, not a curated record
CUUUAUAGAUGUAUAUAAUCCCUGAGUUGACCCAGAAAACAAACUCCUCUGACUGCCGAGACGCCGCAGAGUUCGCAUCCGCCGCAGGGCUGCAUGUAGCCGGAGCAUCAGCUGGAGAAACAACCCCGGCACAGAUCCAACUUCUCCGUACGGAUUCGACAUUAAUACAUCGGGGCGAUAUAGGCCAUGGCUGAACACAUGAUGAUGCCCAUGACCCACAGCUUCAGGAUGGGCAUGAACGGAUCCCCGCAGCACAACGGCCAGCCCGGCCUGCGCACUCUGCCCAACGGCCAGGUGAUGCACUACGGGAGGAACCCUCAGAGCAACAUGGAGGCUGCCAUGAGACAGCGGCAGGGCAUGGUGGGACUCGGCGGCAUGGCCGGCCCCGUGAACGGAGCUCCUAACCCUAUGGCCAACCACCACCACCAGAUGAUGUCUGGGAACAUGAUGUACAACGGCCAGGCUCCGCAGCAGCAGCAGCACCACCACAUGCACCCCCAGCAGCAGCAGCAGCAGCAACAGCAGCAGCAGGGACACCCGCAGCAGCAGCAGGGACACCCGCAGCAGCAGCAGGGACACCCGCAGCAGCAGCAGGGGGGACACCCGCAGCAGCAGCAGCAGGGGGGACACCCGCAGCAGUACCUCCCUGGUAGCCUCACCUCUCAGCAGCUGAUGGCCAGCAUGCACCUGCAGAAACUCAACACUCAGUAUCAUGGACACCCGCUGGUUUCAGCCAAUGGCCACCACAUGCCCAACAGUGCUCAGUACCGGGUGGGGCCGGCCCAGCUAUCGGGCAUGCAGCACAUCGGCGGCCCUUUGGGACUAAACGGCAUGGACAUGGACCUGAUUGACGAGGAAGUUCUGACGUCACUGGUGCUGGAGUUUGGGUUGGACCGCGUUCAGGAGCUGCCCGAGCUCUUCCUGGGACAGAACGAGUUUGACUUCAUAUCGGACUUUGUGUGCAAACAGCAGCCGAGCACGGUGAGCUGUUGAGCGAAGCUGGUUGGGUCUGUUUGGACUGGACACCCCCAAAGAAUGACUGAGCGGUCACAGUAGCACAGCGAGAGGAGACAAUCUCUCUGUUCUGUUUGGGUGUUUCUGUGUCUGUGUAUUUGACAGUGUCUUGUACGCCUUCACACUGACCUGCCUGCGAGUUGAUGAAGAAUUGUUGAGAGAGAAAACGCAGCAAAGAGCACCAGGUUUCUCGUCUUUGAGCCGGUGCCAGUAAGAUCUGUCGUCUUUGGCCAAAUUGAGGCAUCCUGAUGCAGCGGGCUCUGUCUGUACCCAUCUGGCCCUCAGCACAUGUGCCUGCACUGCCAAGGCUUGGGGAUAUUUACAACUUAACAAGCAGAACGGGGGAAGGCCUGAAAAGACUAUCCAUCUGGGUCUGCUCGAUUCUGAUAAUGUAUUUUAUCUCUGAUGACACCUUCAAAUAGUAGCGGACAUUUGACAAAUUUACAAAAGGUAGUUUCUUCAAGGAUGAAGGGAUUAAGAAUAAGGUUUUUUUCGGACAUGCAUAUUGAAGGCUGGCUCUUCAAAACUUAGUUUCUACAAAUAAAAAAGAUGUGCAAAGUUCAGUGAGGUUGUGCAGCGUUCCUGGUGACGUGAUGGGGUUUAUUGUGCUACAUUGAUACAUUGAUAGCUUUCAGAGUCAUUUACCUGACUCCAGAUUAAAUCUGCAAUCAUUAAAUGUACCACAUCUGUUCCGCGCUAAUUAACUGUGAUUGAAUCAUUGGCAGAGUAGCGCUUCGCUUCGAGUGUCUGCUUAAACAAAGCAUUUAUCUAGAAAAUGGCCUGGAAGUCUCUCUGCUCCGACACUUUUAGACGAUCAUUGCGAGCAAAGUUUAGGGUUACUGCUUCUUAGAACUGCUAAGGAAGGAGAAACAUGUUCGUAUAUGAGAAGCAACGGUGGCCUGUUACAAGAUACAAGAGAAGCAGAGGGUGAAGGUGUGAGUCUCAGAUCUGAGGUGGGAUUUCUUUCUGAAACUCGAUUGGUUUAAACAGAAAAAGAAAAAAAAACAAGUACGUGAUUGCAGAAUUUGCAUCUGUGUGUUGUUUGUGUACGUCUGUGUGUGGUCAGUGCAGUGUGGCAUUUAACACCCAUUGAAUGGCGUCCUCCUCCCUAAACCGUGGCCCUGUGUGCUGAAGGUGGUCGGAGGGGAGAGAGGUUGUGAUGUGUGGACGCAGCACUCCCCGGCAGCACUUACUUUAAUCAUUAUUUAAAUCUGCUACCUGUGGCAUUGAUUUCAUUUGGCAGAAAGAGCGAGCAAGGAGCGCAAAGCGUGCAAAAGUUGUUGUUUUUGCCAUAGAUUAGCUUACUCUGCUGCUUUUCUACUGAUUAGAUUUAAAUUAUAUGUUCUCACACGCUUGUCUUAAUUGAGGUCGGCUUGCACAUUCUCCAAUGACUCAAUAAUUAUAAAACGGACAUGUUCUGUGGCGCUUUUAUUUUUUGCGCAGUUGGUAAUUAGGUUUUUGUCAAGGUUGCUGCUUUGCUGCUGCAGGCUGGUGGAGAGAGAACUUCCUGCUCUGGUAAUGCUAUUUGUGGAGCUGUCAGAGGGGUCAGGCCUGCGCUAUAGUGCACUGUGUUAAUCUGUUCCAAUGUAACUGUGCUGCGUUCCCUGUCUCUCUGGAGAUCUGCCAUUUCCAAGCUCUUCAGUCAAACAAUGGCCAUUGAAACGCUGUUGUAAAGGCAGAAAAGUGGCCGGGGGUUCACGCUCUGCUUCACUUUCUGCCUUAGCAAACUCACAAGCUCACAGUGAAAAUGGAAAUCCUUCUGGCCUUAGCGUGACAGUGGCCUCUGAUUACUGCUAUAUCAAUAAGCGCAGCCUUCUUGUGUAUUGUAUCUUUGUACUGUAGACUAGAGGUGAAGUUGAUCUAGAGACAUUUAAGGUACUUUUGGAGAAAACAUUGUCAGAUGUAAAUGUAAAUCAGUGGCUGAUUUUCGAUGUGUUAACGAGAGAUUAUAUCCUACAUUUUUACAAACGAGUGUGUAGAUACAGUGUGAGUAUACCAAUGGGUGUUUGUGGUGCAGGGCCUGAAGCUUUACGAGCGAGUCGACUGCAUGUUGAACGUGAGGGACGCCACCACUUUCCCACAAUGCAGCUGAGAAUGUACAGUACAACACAAUGUGGGGUCUUAAGAUGGUAGAUAAACGUGUGAGAUUGUACUCCUUGUUCCAAGUUACACAUCAUUCAGUUGGGUAAACCCCCCCCCCAGUCCUGUCCCACUUCCCCAAAGCUUUUGUAAUGUUAUUGAUUCUAUUUUAAGAAAAUGUAUUUAUUUUCAAAUAAAAUAUUUAUUUAAAGAAA